This is a messenger RNA of Venustampulla echinocandica, 621 nucleotides long. RefSeq names its product putative PLP1 Phosducin-like protein. Lineage: Eukaryota; Fungi; Ascomycota; Leotiomycetes; Helotiales; Pleuroascaceae. The record is from RefSeq and is a predicted model, not a curated record. Gene Ontology annotation, cellular component: cytoplasm. The coding region runs from base 1 to 621 and encodes 206 amino acids. The transcript is spliced from 2 exons.
AUGGCCAAUAUUGACUCUCAAGUUGCGACGCUCCUAGAUACGGCACAAUCCGACGAUGAGGAUGCUCUCAUUGCGUCCCUUGAAGACUCCCCCGCCCUCGACGCUUUUCGCGAGCAAAGAAUCCAGCAACUGCACUCCGAAUUGAGCCGCGCAAAAUCACAAAAGAACCAAGGCUUUGGAGACUAUAGGGAGAUAAAAGAGGAGAAGGCAUUAAUGGACCUUACAACUAGUACCAAAUAUGCCGUGGUACAUUUUGCAAAGGAUGAUUUUGCCCGGUGCGGGGUUAUGGAUCGCCAUUUAGAGGCUUUAGCACCCAAGCAUUUUGAUACUAGAUUCCUGAAGAUGAACGUGGAGAAUGGCCCUUUCCUGGUCACCAAACUAAAAGUACAAGUCCUUCCUUGCGUAAUAGCGUUCGUGGACGGUGUUAGUGUGGAUCGGAUUGUGGGAUUCGAAGGACUGGGUUACACACCGGAUACAUUUACAACAAAGGACUUGGAGGCACGUUUGCUGGCGUCAGGAGUAAUACAGAGGGCUAAGGCUACGGAAGGUGCUGGCGGUGUGCGAUUUGGUGUGAAGGCUCCUAAGAAGGUAGAAAGUGAUGACGAUGAUGAUUGGGAUUGA